AUGGAAGCCCCUUUCCGACGCCGUGGCCGUAAGGAGGAAGAAGAAGUUGAUGAGUUCGACAGACAACGAGAUCGCAAACAACGACGCCGCGAAGAGCGACAGGCACGCAAACGCCAACGCAUCGAGGCUCAUGAAAAAUGGGUCGAACAGCGGCGAAAUAUGAAAGAAAACGCACAAAUGGAGCGGCGUUCCAAACAACAGAGAACAGACAGCACGCAACGUAAACAAACUAGGAAGACUAAUACUAAUACUAAUAGCACGAUCUCAUCAUCAUCAUCAUCAUCAUCAUCAUCAUCUAGGAUUACGCCACCAAUGAAGAAGGAAAGUAAAGGAAGUGUAACGGUGGGAAAUGAAGUAAAAAAGGAGAAGAAACAACAACAACAGCAGCAGCAGAAGAAUAAUAAGAAGAAUAAUAAGAAAGAAGGAGAAGAGUUAAAUACAGUGGUGCCGGAGACAACUAGUGUAGAAGUUCCUUCUACAAAGUAUAUUCCCCCAUCGUUACGACGAAAGAUACAACCGGAAACCAAUACCGCCCUAGAUGAGAUUACACGACGUGUUAUUAAUAAACUAACUGUACGUAAUGUAGCCGAUAUGACAAGAGAAAUCUCUGAUCUCUUUUCUGGAAGUGUGGAAGGAGCUACACGGGCAUCUGUAUUACAUAGUCUUGCUCAGCAUAUUAACCGUAUGUGUAUGUUAGACGCCGGACUUCUUACGCCUAUUGGAAGUCUUCCAUUCGCAGGAUUAAUUCGAGGUUUACAAUUACUACAUGGUAAUGUGGUAGGUGCAGAAUUAAUAGAAAGUCUUUGUCUCGCUUUACAAGGACAUCUUAAAAAAAAUAAUGAAACUGGAGUUUCCAAUGGGGCUAUGGUGCUCGCUCAUCUUUAUAUCUUAAAUGCCGUUGAUUCGGUGUUAAUCUCUAGUUUCUUACGUAGUGUGUUGAAGAUUGGAGGAGAUGGGGCGGUGUGUGCAGUGGCCUGUGGAUUAACUCUACUCCGUGCCUGCGGUGAGAAGUUGUUAAAAGAGGCACCCGCACAAAUGGAAAUGGCAUUAACAGAGGCAAAGAAGUAUGGACGAAAACAACCACAAGGCACUAAUCGAUAUACCGCACUGCUUAGUUAUAUUGCUGAAAUUGUAACCGGUCAUACACGAAGUGCGAAGCGUACAGUAGAUGAAGAAGAUUUACCCAUAGAUACACUUCUUAAUGAUAUGUCUACACUUUUACCAGGCGGUAGUAGUGGUGGUGGGAGUAAUUCUAUGAAUAAUAAACGUGUGGCUUUGCGAGUGAUGAGUACAACGAGUGUGUUAACGGGAAUGACAUGGACACGAAUGCUGCAUACAGAUAAACCCCCUCGAUGGUUUACACCAAAUGCAUGGAGUCAAUAUGAAGAUGAAGAGAAGGAAAACAAUAAGGGAAAAAAUAACAAGGAAUCUUCUUCUUUUUCUUCUUCUGAGGUAUCAUCAUCAUCAUCAUCAUCUAAUAGUGAUAAGGAUGAAGAUAGUGAUACGGAGGAGGAUGAGGCAGAAUUAAAGGCAGAGCGUAUUCGUCAAAUGCGGCAGAAGGAGAAGGCGAUAUCCGGCCAAAGGUUCAACACAGAGAAUAAACGUGAGGUGUUUGAGUGUAUUGCGAAUGCCUCUGAUGAUCUUGAGGCUUUUACAUUACUCAUACAUCGUGAUACUUCUUUUAGUCGUCUACACGAUACAUUGUCUGUUCUUCUUCAGUGUUGUUAUCAAGAGAAGACUUACAAUCCAUAUUAUACACAAAUUAUUCAACGUUUCUGCAGUGCAAAGACAUCCUGUAAGAAUACACUUCAGUUUGCACUUUGGGAUAUGUUUAAAGUUAUUAGAGUAGAGGCGGUGGAUGUGACUGGAUAUUUAAAUCUUUCAUGUUUGUUGACUUCUCUUAUUGAAAUGGAUAUUUUUACACUCAGUGUUCUCCGUGGAUUAGACUUGGAAUCUACGAAUCGAACAAUGGGACUUUUUACCCGUAUUCUUCUUCUUCGAAUGAUUUUACAAUUACCGCCUGUAAAACUAACGGAAGUGUUUUUUGGCGGUGAUGGAUUUCGUGCCCACGAUGUAAAGAUAGAUACAAGAAUAUUACGAUCAAAUUUGGCGAAACUUGUGGAACGUUACUUUGUGGAUGAGAGGGAAUCCGCGAAAUGGAUUCCACAUUUCUAUGAUGUUGUGGCUGUUGGGACUAGCUUUGAUGUACUUCUUAAGAAGAAGAACAAGAAUAAUAAUAAUAACAACAAUGAUGGGAUUAUAGAUAAUCACAGAGAAGAAUCUAUGGAAGAUGAAGAGGCACAAUUGCAGGCGUUUAUGAAGAGAAUUCGUGUGGUAUUUAAGGCACUGAAGAGUGGCAUCUCGUAA
Molecule: messenger RNA, 2367 nt
Organism: Trypanosoma theileri
Lineage: Eukaryota; Euglenozoa; Kinetoplastea; Trypanosomatida; Trypanosomatidae
Product: putative nucleolar MIF4G domain-containing protein 1-like
Exons: 1
Coding region: 1-2367 (788 amino acids)
Biological process (GO): ribosomal small subunit biogenesis
Cellular component (GO): nucleolus
Molecular function (GO): protein binding; RNA binding
Source: RefSeq, a predicted model, not a curated record